This is a messenger RNA of Symbiodinium sp. CCMP2456, 1254 nucleotides long. The record is from the annotation of a GenBank genome assembly. Lineage: Eukaryota; Dinophyceae; Suessiales; Symbiodiniaceae.
AUGAAGCAAAAGAUGUAUAGCUGGGACGAGUGCAUGAAGCUGCGGGAAAUCCAAUCCCUCAGGCAGCUCAUUCACCCCAAUAUUGUCAAACUGAAAGAAGUGAUCAGAGAAAAUGACGAGCUCCACAUGGUUUUUGAGAUGAUGGAGGCCAACCUGUACGAGUUCAUGAAAUCCCGGGUGCGAUCGUUGCCAGAGUCGAAGAUCCGAAACAUAAUGUUUCAGACCAUGCAGGGAUUGCACUUCGUGCAUAAAACUGGAUACUUCCACAGGGAUAUGAAGCCAGAGAAUGUUUUGAUUUCCGGCGACACGGUGAAGCUGGCCGAUUUCGGGCUGGCACGGCAAAUUCGAGCUCGCCCACCGUUCACAGACUAUGUCUCGACACGAUGGUACCGAGCUCCAGAGGUUUUGUUGCGAAGUUCUACCUACAACUCGCCGAUUGAUCUUUGGGCGUGCGGCGGCAUCAUGGCAGAACUGUACACGCUACGACCCUUGUUCCCGGGGUCAUCAGAAUCAGACGAGCUCUACAAGAUAUGCUCGGUUCUUGGGACACCAACGGCAGCGAGUUGGCCAGAUGGCUUCAAGCUUGCAUCGCAGAUAAACUAUCGAUUCCCACAGUUCGUCCCUACGAAGCUCGAGACUUUGGUGCCUCAGUCCAAUUCUGAUGGCAUUAACAUCAUGCUGGCCAUGAUGAGUUGGGAUCCUGCAAAAAGACCUUCGACUGCUCAAGUCUUGAAACAUCCCUAUUUCGAAGUAGCGCUGAAUGAGUCCCAGCAGACUCCUGCCAGUCAGCUUCCCCAUCUGCCAGCGGGCGGUUCACAGGAGCCAGCCAUGCCAGCUCGCGCCCCGAUGCCUUCUUCGAAGCCUCCGGCACCACUUGCCGCGGCACAGGUUGGCCAAGUGACCUCCAAUGGCUUUGCCGGCACGCGAGGAAGUUGGAAAGGAGAGGGCAGCCAUCCCAGCACAGGCAGACACUCCGGCAAGGAGAACGCGAAUGGCUCCAAGGGCUUUAACUUGCCACCCCUGAGGGGUGAAGGCCACAGCUCCAGCGCGAAGAAAAGCCCUGGCGCCCGCUAUUUGAAGAUGGCACGCUACCAGCCAGGCAUGCAGCAACCGCUGGUGCCGCCGCAGUUGCCCGCACCACAUGGCGGCAUUGGGGCGGCACUUCCACCGAUCAUGCGCAAAGAUCCUGCGUUGCCGGAAAACGGCGGCAAGCAGAGUUAUUUUGGGGCACAUGCUGCCCGAAUGCUCGGAUGA